This is a messenger RNA of Durusdinium trenchii, 384 nucleotides long. NCBI's taxonomy places the organism in Eukaryota, Dinophyceae, Suessiales, Symbiodiniaceae. The record is from the annotation of a GenBank genome assembly.
AUGUCACUUCGCCUCCGGGAGCGAAGCAACACUCGGCUGAUCAGCGCCCGGGGGUCCUCCGCGGUGAACGAUCGGUAUUUGCGCUAUGCAGAUGUUUGUGCCUUCCAUCAUUACCCUGCUUGGCAUCCUGCUAACGAACCUGGCAACAUGGAUGAAGUGAAGCAGGUUCCCUUGAUUUGGGAGGCCUUUGCUCGGGCUGUCGCGGAAACUUUCCCGGAGAAGCCGUUGCUCAUUAUCGAGGUCUCCAUCUUCAGCAACCCACAGAUCGCGGGCCUGGCCCUGCAGUUUGCCGACCUCCUGGUGGAUCCCAAAAGCGACCAGCAUCGCUCCAGAGGUCUCAACAACAAAGGCCGCAAACGCGAAGAGCGCAUCGCAUGCGUUUGA